CGAGAACGAACGCCGGAUGAACAGAAGCGCGACCAAGACCACAUGCUGGUACGAAAUCCUGGGCCUUCCUCAGCUCGCGGACACCGACGCGGUGAAGAAAGCGUUCCGCCAGAUGUCGUUGAAGCAUCAUCCAGACAAGGGCGGUGAUGUCGACAAGUUCCAUGAACUCCAGCAAGCUAGUCAGUUCCUCUUGGACCCGGUCCAAAAGAAAGAGUACGAUGCAAAGAUUUCUCAAGUGACGAUGCAAGAAAUUCAACGAAAGCAGCGAGAAGAACGGAUGGGGGCAGAGCGAAAGCGAAUGGCAGACGAGCUGCUUCGACGGGAAAACGUAGAACCCAAGCGCCCCAAGCACGUGAUCGACGAUCUGAAAGCGAAAGCCAGGAGACAUGUGGAAGAAAUGCAAGCUAAACGGGCACAAGUCGCCCAGGAUCGCGCUAAUUUCUUGGGAAAGAACCUCAAGAGCGGAGACAUCAGGCAGCGAACAAUUCGAGUGUCGUGGAGCAACAGCAAGGGUUCGCACUCGGACCAGACGCUCGUGGAUGCCUUUCGAACGUACGGCGAGAUUGAACUGGUCAAAAUGAAGUCGGCCGAUUCCGCGCGCAUCAUCUUCGUCAAUGCGCUGUCGGCGACCCAAGCUGCCCGUAUUGAAGGCCACAACACCGACACAUGGAAGAAAGUUACACUGGUGGGCCACGCAGUCCACGAGCAGCCCAAAGUCGCGCCCCAUCAUCAUCGUCAUCACUCAGAACCGGACAAGGCACAGCUGGAACUGCACCCUGUAUCACAAGACGAGCUUGCUCAAUUCGAGAAGGUCGUCCUGGCGCACUUGGAGACAUUGGCAAAGCAAGUCGCAACAUAACAGGACAUCGAUCCGUAUAAGAAAUGCUGGCCGUUUUCAAGGCGACAAACGCCAGUAUUAACAAAUGAACGCCAGCUAG
This is a messenger RNA of Aphanomyces invadans, 938 nucleotides long. RefSeq lists its product as hypothetical. Gene Ontology annotation, cellular component: spliceosomal complex. The record is from RefSeq and is a predicted model, not a curated record. Gene Ontology annotation, biological process: spliceosomal complex disassembly. Gene Ontology annotation, molecular function: nucleic acid binding. Bases 17 to 859 code for a protein of 280 amino acids. Lineage: Eukaryota; Oomycota; Saprolegniomycetes; Saprolegniales; Verrucalvaceae. The transcript is spliced from 4 exons.